ACGAUUGAACAGCAAGUAGGAGAAACUUUUGCCUCCUUUUAUCAACGAUAAAUUAAGUGUUCCUCUGAUUUGACGACUGAUUAAGUUCCCGUUACUGAGAAGUGAAAGUCCGAGUACAGGCUUCGAGGUGCGCUACGAGUAUCGGCGUGGAAGAACGCAAGGUUAUUUCACGCGAGACACAAGACAAGGAAGAUGGCCGGCUCGGGGAACGCUUGUGAUGCCGGUACGUUCUUGCAGAAACUCGGCCUGCGGCCGGUGACGAGAUGCAGCCUCGCGAAAUUCUACGCGCCGGCAUACGGGGCGGCCUCGUACACCGCGAUGUCCAUCAAUGUCAUGAACCCCAGCCUUGUCAUCAAAGUAUUUCCGAAGAAGGAUAUCACAAAUUUCUUACUGGCCGGCACUCUGUUCGGCACUGGAUCCUAUAUUUACACACGUGAGCACAUGAAGAAUGCGCCAGAGCGCCAGAGAAUCCUGUACAGUGUCACUGGUGCGGUAUUGCUGAGCUUCGGGUCGGUCUUACUUUGGGCGGUGCUCCGAGCGAUAAUACCACCGAAUCCAGCCCUCUGCACGAUAGCCGGUGUUAGCAGCGGAUUAGCGCUCAUGAAAGUUAGCGCGAGCUAUCUUCAGUUUGUGGAUGGACAGAUAGUUAAAAAGUAGGCUGCUUCUGUGUAUUUUCGGUUCUUGUUCUUUUGCUUGUUUUUUAUAUUUCGAUUGAAACCACUACUAUUGAAUAAUAUCACAGAAGGGAAUCACGAUGGGACGGGAAACUUGUUGCACAAGAGUCGUAACUUAUAACACAAGAGAGACAGAGAGAAAGAGAGAGAGAGGAAGAGAGACAUUGUAUCCGAAUAUUGAAGCGUUACGUUUCAAACGAUUGUCUUCGCGACGAGACGGAUCAUCGAGAAUCGUGUAUCAUGUUAAACCAAAAAAAAAAAAAA
Dinoponera quadriceps is the source of this 938-nucleotide messenger RNA. RefSeq lists its product as uncharacterized. NCBI's taxonomy places the organism in Eukaryota, Metazoa, Arthropoda, Insecta, Hymenoptera, Formicidae. The transcript has 4 exons. The coding region runs from base 193 to 657 and encodes 154 amino acids. The record is from RefSeq and is a predicted model, not a curated record.